Molecule: messenger RNA, 2280 nt
Organism: Sardina pilchardus (European sardine)
Lineage: Eukaryota; Metazoa; Chordata; Actinopteri; Clupeiformes; Clupeidae
Exons: 5
Coding region: 185-865 (226 amino acids)
Source: RefSeq, a predicted model, not a curated record
CGGAAUUUCCAGACAGAGCCGGGAUUUUCAGUCACAUGUAGAGUGCCCUGCAUUUAACAGGGAAUGUGCGAAGGGUUUGCCACCUCUCCAGGAGAAGCAGAACUAAAUUUCGCUGUUUUCAACGGAUUGUUUGGCAGUAAGAUAACCUACUUAGGCUAUUUGGUCUCCUCCCUGCCCGAGCUGGAUGCCUACAUCUGCUGCCAUAAUGAAACUCGAAAUGUGCAUCAUGACAUCACUUUUAUGGGUGCUGGGUCAGUGCAGUGAUGGGGUUACACUGAACUGCAGUCAUCCUGUAGUCGGGGACAUUUUGAAUGUUACAUGCACGGUUGUUUUCACUAUUGGUAAAACGGAAGAUAAAGAUAAAGAAACCUGUGAAGUUGAGAAAGCCAUCCUGAAUAAUGAUAAUAAUAAUAAUAAUGAUACAAAUGCAGAUCGAUCUGGAAAUAACACAUUCACUGUUGAGGUCAAGGCUGAAAAAGGACGGUGGCGUUUCACUGUUCAAACAGGAUGUGGGCCAGCACAUCACGACUUUGAUGUUACAUAUGAUGGUGAACAACAUGAUAAAAACAUUGAUGGGAAAUCCCCUCCUCCUACUGAUGAUCCCCCAGUUCAGACAGGGGUGGCGUGGGCUAUCGGAGGGGUCAUCGCCGUGUUGACUCUUGCCAUCGUCCUUCUAGCGUUCAAGGGCCUCAGGAGACACUCAAGCUUAUGGACGCGGGCUCCGUCAGCUGACAUGGACGUGGAGAGUAACGAAGAGGGUAGCAGUCGUCAGGACUCACACAGUGAGCCUCUUUCAGGAGGUCAGGAACUAAGAGACACUCACACACCUCCCAUGACAUCACACACAGAUGACUCCUCCAGCUGAAUCCGGCUCCUAACACUGUGACUCCGCCCCCGAAUGGAGUGAAAAUUAACACUAUCGUGACGUUUGGGCAGCCGUGGCCUGCUGGUUAGGGCUUUGGGCUUAUAACCGAAGCUGGUUGCCGGUUCGAUCUCUUACCAGCAGGAACAAUGUGGGUGGGGAGAGUGAUUAAGCCUACAUCUAACCGCUCUGGGUUAGUGUGUGCUUCACCUCACUGUGUGCUGUGUGUGUUUCACUAAUUCACGGAUUGGGAUAAAUGCAGAGACCAACCACAUUUCCCUCACGGGAUCAAAUGAGUAUAUAUACUUACACUUAUACGUAGCUUACACUUGCCGCUUGAAGCCACAUGCAACACUACAACCAGAAUGUCCUGCCACUGUGAGCAUAGGCGUAAUUUGCGGGGGGGUUACAGGGGUCAUGACCCCCCCAAAAAUCAUAUCAGCUAAUAUAACCCCCUCAAUAUUAUCACAUAAUUCAGAUUACACUGAAUAUGAAAUAUUCUGGAUGAAUAUUUUUUGUUCGUUUUCUUUAUUCAUUUCAUUUUCCAGCAAGAUAGUAUCAUUUUUUUUUUUUUUUUAUAUUCUGAAAUGUACCCCCCUGCCCACCGACUACUUGGUAUUACCCAACCUGCGUUCUCUACCGAAAGUUUGUUUACUAUUUUGCGCAGUCGCUGGGAUGAAUGGUUGGAGAAAGCUCUCACCUCAGGUGGAAAGAUGAAAAAGACAUUGAAAGGCAGCCAGACAGCAACCAAACAUAGGAAAAGUCCUGACCAAAUGGAGGUAUACCCCUAUUGCUAAGUUAGCUGUUAAAUUAGCUGAUGAUUUGUUGACUGGAUUUGGCUGGCUAGCCCUAUGAGCCCGACGGACGCAAAGUGCGUCAAAAACACACCCAUUCUUCUCUGUUACAUUGCUCAGGGAUAAUUAGUCACAGCGAGAUGAGACCUAAGAGCAGAACCGGGGCUUUCCAACGAGACUAGACACUUGUCUGUACGAUCAAGUAUGAAACUAAAAUAAAAUCAUGAAGUUAAAUCAAAGUAUAUUACAGUCUAUAUUGAUCUGCAUUCACCCGCUCGCUUGAAUUACACGCGAACCCGCCAUCGGAAAGAUAUGCAUGUUAGAUGAAAGGGGAGAGCUAGAGCUAUCCACAGAUACCACAUAGCCUACAACCUUCUAGGCCAUAAAACAGACGAAGUGACAGCAAAAUAAUAACUUCAUUUAGCUCCACUUACCCCAUGUUUUAGUGUGGCAUAGCUAAUCCAACGUUACCAUGUGUUUCAGUUUCUCUAUGGCAAGUCACGUUCAUAAUACGGUUUUGAGAUCCUAGCAAACUCCUGUAUGGUAUCCAAUUCAAGACAUUGAUAGAUAUUGCAAGAUAUUGAAUCCAAAUUUGUUUGACAAAUAAACACUUUUUUGCCUUUA